AUGAAAUUCUUUUAAAAUUUUUCAUUUAUUUAUUUAAAGCUUUUUAUUUACAAAACAUAUGCAUGGGUAAUUUUUCAACAUUGAGCCUUGCAAAACCUGUUCCAAAUUUUCCCCUCCUUCCUUCCACCCCCUUCCCUAGAUGGUAGGUAGUCCAAUAUAUGUUAAAUAAUUUAAAGUAUAUGUUAAAUCCAAUAUAUGUAUACAUAUUUAUACAGUUAUCUUGCUGCACAAGAAAAAUCAGAUCAAGAAGGAAAAGAAGACUUGAGAAAGAAAACAAAAUGCAAGCAAACAACAGAAAGAAUGAAAAUGCUAUGUUGUAGUGGAUAGAGUACUAGCCCUGAAGUCAGGAGGACCUGAGGUCAAAUCUGACCUCAGAUACUUAACACUUCCUAGCUAGGUAAUCCUGGGCAAUUAACCCCAAUUGUCUCAGAAAAAAAAAUGCUAUGUUGUGGUCCACACUCAGUUCCCACAGUCCUCUCUCUGGGUAUAGAUGGCUCUCUUCAUCACUGAACAAUUGGAACUGGUUUGAAUCAUCUCAUUGUUUAAGAGAGCCACAAUCAUCACAUAGUCUUGUUGCUGUGUAUAAUGAUCUCCUGGUUCUGCUCAUUUCACUUAGCAUUAGUUCAUGUAAAUCUCUCCAGGCCUCUCUGAAAUCAUCCUGCUGGUCCUUUCUUACAGAACAAUAAUAUUCCAUAACAUUCAUAUACCAUCAUUUAUUCAGCCAUUCUCCAACUGAUGGGCAUCCACUCAGUUUCCGGUUUCUUGCCACAAACAUUUUUGCACAUGCAGGUCCCUUUCCCCUCUUUAAGAUCUCUUUGGAAUACAAACCCAGUAGUAACACUGCUGAGUCAGAGGGUGUGCACAGUUUGAUAACUUUUUGAGCAUAGUUCUAAACUGCUCUCCAGAAUGGUUGGAUCCAUUCACAAUUCCACCAACAAUGUAUCAGUGUUCCAGUUUUCUCACAUUCCCUGCAACAUUCAUCAUUAUUGUUGCCUGUCAUCUUAGCCAAUCUGAUAGAUGUGUAGUGGUAUCUCAGAGUUGUCUUAAUUUGCAUUUCUCUGAUCAAUAAUGAUUUGAAGCACCUUUUCAUAUGACUAGAAUGAGUUUCAAUUUCUUCAUCUGAAAAUUGUCUGUUCAUAUCCUUUGACCAUUUAUCAAUUGGUGAAUACUUGAAUUCUUAUAAAUUUGAGUCAAUUAUAUAUUUUAGAAAUGAGGCCUUUAUCAGAACCAACAAAUGCAAUUUAAGAUAUGGUUCCUUUUGUCAUUGAGCUUACACUACAGCAGGAGGUGGUAAGUCGCAAAACAUUAAUGUUGGGUUUAGAGAGUAACUCCAAAAACAUAGUAGACAUUGCAAGAUGUCUCAAAGGAAUUUGUAGGUUUAGAACAUUUUCAAAUUAAGAGGCAAAGAUUUUAUUACACUGCUGGCAGCUAAUUUCCAAAAAGAAGUGUUAGCCAUUAACAAGGGGAAAGAUGCCAAUGGGGAAGGAGGCAAGUUCUUUAUGAACUAGCUAUAACAAGGCAGGUAAAUGUUCCUCAGGAACUUGCUGCCAUAGGGUGAGUAGUUCCUAAUGAACCUGUAAAGAAGUGGGCUACAAGUAGAUACUUUCAUAGGAUAAAAAUAAUCUGGCGGUUGACAUCUAUAGCUCAGCCUUCUUAUUGAAUAUAAUAACUGUGGGAUCUUGAUAAUUUUUGUCAGUGCAAGGAAUUCAACAAAAACUCAAAGCAGUAAAGGCUCACUUAAGAAUAAUAAAUCCUGUCAAUGAGCUUUUCUGCUUGCCUCCUGGAGUAGCAUGGACAGUAAUUCUAGCCCUCUCUUCCAUUAAUUAAAUGCUCUUCCCUGUGACGUAACUGGGGUCUUUAUUCACCUCUAUCACUAAUCUACCACAUAAUAGAUUUAGUAUGAUAGUAUGAUAGGUAAAAAACCACUUUGAACAUUGAAGAAAAUAUUAUUCCUUUGGAGGAUUUCUCCUUUUCUUUUGUCAGACUACUUAACAGAGAGCUUGCUAUGUUCCCUACCAUAAGGAUGGGGGUGGCCUCAUCCGAUAGACAGCUUAAAUCUUAAAAACUGGUAAGACUGAGCCAUUCACUCUUUUCUGCCAUCUUUUUUUUUUUGUUGUUGUUGUUGUUGUUGAUUCCUAUCUUCUGGUCCAAUGUGGGUGCAAUGAACUGAGAGGGGAAGAACUUCCCUUUUUCUUGUCUUUCUUUUAUCCCAGUUUUGAGAAAAAGGUCUAGUACUGUUUCUGGUGUGUAUUGUUUGUUCCCAGUUUCAGUACUGGAGAGGAUCACCACUGAACAAGGAGUUUGGGCUAUGGUAAAAAUGAAGCAAGGAUUCCAUGCUAGGCUGCUGAAGCUCAGAUUACAGAGGAUUAUGACAACAGGAAGUUUGAAAAAUCAGAAAAACUACCAGAAGUCCAAAAACUGGACUAUAAGAGUCAGCUCUGAGGAUUGACCCACUUGGCCCAUCCCAGUAGUGGAAUCAACCAGGUAGCUAUGACACUGUGUCCUGCCAGCAAGAGAACAAAUGGUUAUUCCAUACCCAAAGAUGAAUCUGGAAGAAAAUCUGUGGAGGGAGAAAAGGAUUUUCAGAGCUGUUCUAAGCCUACCCUCCUAUCCCUGGGAGGUGGGGAUGUUUUGUAGGAAUUACUUCCGUGUCUAUUCUCCCCAGGGACAGAGUGUGAUCCCAGCUGUGAGUUUGUAUUUGGUCAUUGCUAUACUUUCACAGUAAAUAUCCCUUUAUAAAAGCUAAGUGAUGUUGAUUGAUAUUGGGAAGUUGUUUCUUUUCAUUCAGAAUUGGGCUGUGGAAGAUGGGGGCUCAUGACAAAUAGUAUCAGAGACUACUUCCCACCUCCUCAGGGUUACACUCCAAACUCCUCAGGUAGAGAUGUAAUAGCCAUGCUCUAAAGGAACCAAACAACUAUGAAUAUCGUGAUUUAAGUCUAUAGUGUAUAUCAUACCCGAUUUGGCAGAUGUUUAGUGACAGAAAAUUAACCACAACAUAAGGAGAGGUCUUUCAUGAGAGGAUCCUGCUGAUGUGCCAAGAAAAUGGAGAAGUCAAAGAACAGAUUUUAGAGCUGUGGUAAAAGAGAGGUUGUAACACACCUUAUUGGGUUGGCCAAACAGACUUAAAUUUUCUCUCCUGCCUUUUCUUGAUGAAAAGAAAGGAAAAAACCAAAGGAAAUGACAACAGAGUUCGUUGAAUCCAGCUCCCUGAUGUUACUGAUAUUGACUUAAAUGCCUACAUAGAUCAAAGCUUAUGCGUAUUUUUGACACUUUUUUUCACGCCAAAUUACCCUCUAUUACUUACGUUUCUUGAAACCAGAUUUCUUAUAUCCCCAAAUGCCUUGGACUUGGUAGGCGAUUCAUAGAUGCUGGAUGAUAGGUUUAUUGUCCCCAUUUUUCAUGAGGUCAUUUGAGAGGUUAAAACUCCAGAUUAGCUUUAGAAGAUUUAGGUGGGAUUCCCAUCUCUUUAGCCGCUAGGUACAAACAACAAACAGGUAAAAGGAAGAGACUACAAUUCACUUUUGCCCCAGGCCACUCUUCCCGAGGAGCCGGGAAAAAAAAGUUUCACGGACAGAAUGCUGAGUUGGUUUCCAUGGUAACCGUCGCUCACCUCCAGCGCCGCAUCUUUACUUGUUGGGUCGCAGCUGCGCAAGAGCAGUUCCUAUGAUCCGAGUAAAAGUUCCGAACGGGUCCUGGGGCCGGGGAAGGCAGAGGCAUUAGACUUAACGCGAAGGAGCAACCGAACAUAGAAAUCCUUCCCAAUUUCGCAUCGCUGGGUCUUUGUGGGAAAUGGGAAGAUGGGAACUGGAAGUAACUCAGCCGAAGGAUUCUGGGAAUUGUAGUUCGGGCAGAUAAGGGGGAGUGUGUGUGUGAAAGGGGGUCCUUAGAGCCAAAGGCAAUUCCGUUUCCGGUCUCACGUAGGUCCUUUUGUUAGUCUGGUCCGGCUCCCGCGUGGGAGGGUCUCUGGGCUACCUCUUCAAGAGCAAUGGAUAACAUUGACGGAUAACUUUAGUCGACAUUGUCCUGUCAUGGGCUACUUUCUUAAUCCUCCUGGUAGCUUUUAGUAACAACUAGGGAGACCAGUUUGGGGAUUCCACAAGGUUGACUAACUGCAGGAAAGAAAUGUGAACUUCAGGAGAAAAAAAAGCCUAACUGAAGAAAUUGCCUGAAACUACCAAAUCCCCACAUGGACAAAUUGGAAAUUUAAGAGUGAAAGUAGAAGAUAACCUUCACAAUCAUAAUUCCUCCUAGGAAGGAGACAUACCUGACUUCUAGAAACAGCAAGUUUGGCACUAGAGAAGGUUUUUUUUUUUUUUUUUUUUUUUUUUUUUUUUAAUUACAUCUAGGAGAUCAGGACUUGAAUGAAAUUAAGCCAAGGCAGCAAGAAAGGGUGACCAUGGAAAAAUUACCUCAAACUCUUGGAGAGAGAGCUUUGCCUUCUCAAGAUUUUGCCCUUUCCCAAAAGAAGAACUCAGGGGAGGAUAGAAUGACUGCUGUAGUCCUGACAACCAAGCCUCAGAAAUCAUUGACAUCGAAGGAAUUGGCUGUAAAAUUUACCCAGGAGGAGUGGGAACAACUGGACCCUGUUCAAAGAAACCUGUACAGAGAUGUAAUGUUGGAGAGGUAUAGAAACCUGGUCUUGCUGGGGCUUCCAAUUUCUAAGCCUGAUGUAAUCUCCCAAUUGGAACGAGGAAAGGAGCCAUGGAUACUGGAUAGAGAAGAUUCAAAAGAUACCCACCUAGAUUGGGAUAGACCUGAAACUGAAGAAUUAGUUUCAAAGCAGCAUAUUUCUGAAGAAGAAUCAUCACAUGGAGUGUUAAUGGAAAGACUCAAAAGGGAUUCUGUCUUGGAAAAAACCUGGCAAUGUGAAGGUCAGUUAGAGGAGCAACAGGGAAACUAUGAGAAACACUUAAGCCAAGAUACAGCUAUUCACAAGAAAACUACUGGGCAGAAAAACUAUCAGUGUACUGAGUUUGGGAGAAACUUUGGCCUAAGGUCUUUCAUUGUUACACCACAGAAAGUCUCUCCAAUAACAGAGAGACUACUUAAAUGUGAUACACUUGGAGAGAACUUAAAACAAAAUUCAGACAUGAUUAAAGACCCGAGACUUUGUGCAGGGAAGAAACCUUGGAAAUGUAAUGAGUGUGGGAAAGCCUUUAGUUACUGCUCAGCCUUUAUCCUCCAUCAGAGAAUUCAUACUGGAGAAAAACCCUAUAUAUGUAAUGAAUGUGGAAAAGGUUUCAGCCAGAGCAUACAUCUUACUCUUCAUCAGCGAAUUCAUACUGGAGAGAAACCCUAUGAAUGCAAUGAAUGUGGAAAAGCCUUCAGUCACCGAUCAGCCCUUAUUCGACAUCACAUAAUUCACACUGGAGAGAAACCCUAUGAAUGUAAUGAAUGUGGGAAAGCCUUUAAUCAAAGUUCAUACCUUACUCAACAUCAGAGGAUUCAUACUGGAGAGAAACCCUACGAAUGUAAUGAGUGUGGGAAAGCCUUCAGUCAAAGCACAUUUCUUACUCAACAUCAGGUAAUUCAUACUGGAGAAAAACCCUAUAAAUGUAAUGAAUGUGGGAAAGCCUUCAGUGAUCGCUCAGGACUCAUUCAGCAUCAGAGGACUCAUACUGGGGAGAAACCUUAUGAAUGUACUGAAUGUGGGAAAGCCUUUGGUUACUGCUCUGCUCUCACUCAACAUCAGAGGACUCAUACUGGAGAAAAACCUUAUAAAUGUAAUGACUGUGAGAAAGCUUUUAGUGACCGUUCAGCCCUUAUACGACAUCAAAGAACUCAUACUGGAGAGAAACCCUAUAAAUGCAAGGAAUGUGGGAAAGCCUUUAGUCAGAGUUCAUCUCUCACAAAACAUCAGAAAACUCAUACUGGAGAGAAACCUUAUAAGUGUAAUGAAUGUGAUAAAGCCUUCAGCCAGAGCUCUUCCCUCUCUCAACAUCGAAAAACUCACACUAGCAGUAAAGCCAGUAAAUAUGGAAAAGUCUUCAAUGAUCACUCAGCAUUUACUCAACAAAAGAGAAUUCAUACUGGAUAGAGAUUCCACAAAUGCAGUGAAUUCAGCAAAUGUUUGAGGGUUUACUAUGUGUCUAGCACUAUGUUUAAAAGUGCUGUGGAUACUGUAAGAUGCUGUUACAAAAAGACCAUUCACACCAAAAAAUUAUUAUGAUUGAUGUGUAGUACUAUAUGGGAUCCUGAUGUGGGUGUGUUGAAUAUAAAUGUGGAGUCUUGCGUAUUUUAAAAUGUUUUAGUAAAUGACAGUGAGGGACUUCUUUGGCAAAGUCAGGCUUGUCUCUAUACCAGUAAUGUGAUGUGAACUAUUGAAUCUCUGCGAAAGGGAGUGGGGUGACCUUCAAAGGAGUAAGUCUUUCUAAGCAAGGAAAUGGAAUACUUUAGAAAAACUGGAGGUGAAAGAAUGCAAGCUUUGGAGAAAGUGCUAUCCAGAAAACAUUAAAAGCAUUUAAAAGCAAAGGUAUGAGGAAAAAAAGCAAAAAGAGUAGGAGUGGAUAAAUUCAAGAAGUAUUUAUUGAUAUAGGGAGAUUUCAGGUGAAUACCUAUAACCAAAAUAAGGAUUGUCAAAGAAUUUUGUGCAGAGUAUCCAGAGCAUUGCUUAUAUUGGUGAGGCCUUUGGUUUCCACAAUAGUAAGUUUCACUUGGAAGCCAAAGUGUGCUAGACCAAUGGCCAGUCUAAAGGACCCUGCCCUGGCAAUUUAGGGAAAUUUUAAGAAUGCAACCUGGGCCUAUAAUUAAGAAUCAGGAUAGAUUAAUAAAAGAACUAUAACCCUAAAGCUUGGAGAUCAAUAGCAAGACUUGCAGAGUAGAAAGCAAGGGAAUGAAGAAUAAGGACUUUUUGAUAAUUUAAAUGCUUCCUAGAUGAGUAGCUUGAGAAUGUCUUUGUGAUUUACCUCAGCUGUACAGGGUUGUAUUGCAGAAUUUGAUGUAAUUUUUUGUGUGUUUGAACUUCUUAUGUGCUGGGCUACAGUGGAAAGGGAAAAAAAGUACUCUCAGAGAAAGGAAAAUAGAGAAAGACAAUUAACUAUAGGGUAGGACUUUUUCUUCUUCCUUUUAACCCCCCUGGAUGAUAGAAGAAAAAAUAAGGCCAUGGCGACAGAGGGCAUCAUCUCUAUAUGGUCAGGCUAUCCCAUUUUAUUAUACUCAAAGAGUUUGCAUUUUGGUUGGGGGAAUAACUUUUAUCCAUAACUGUCCUGAGCAUCAGAGAAUUCCUCUUGAAGAGAAAACUGUCUUAUAGUUGUAAUCAUAUCUUCAGAUCUUUGGCUGAGCAUGACUUCUCCAGGCAGAGCAAAAGGACCAACCUUAAAGGCUAGUCUACUGGGCCACUAAUAUUUACCAUGAUUAUAGUUAACUGCGGGUCCAAUACAGAAAUCACGCCAGGCAGUGUCAUAAUAACAGGUCUUUUCAUUCUUAACUAAUAUGCAGAGUGGAUGCCUUAUAUACCCCCAGAUCUUAUGUAUUGAUCCAGUGUACAGAGCAGAAAUUUUUACUAAGGGAAAUUAAAGGAAUAUGAAGUCCUAAAUAACAAUAUUUGUUUUCUUAAAAUUCUCUAAGGUUUAAAAAGCACUUUUAUAUACAUUUGAUCCUCACAAUAAUCUGAUGAGGUAGAUGCUCUUAAUCCCUUUUUAUAUGUGAUUAAGUUGAAGCUCAGAUAUUAAAUAACUUGCCCAUGUAAUAAAUGUCUGAAUUAGAAUUUAAACUUGGUCUUUCUGGUCCACAUCUAGUGUUCUGUUCCUGUGCCAAACUGCUUCUAAGAUAAUAUCCAGUUAUAAAGUAGGAAGUGUGAAAUGGUAUCUUGAGAGUGGGAUAUGGUUAAAGAAAAGUUUGAAAUGAAGUAAACAAUAGUAAUAAUACAGUAAUAGAGGUAAUUGCCUCUAGUUUGAUUCAAGCCCAAUCCUAAGAAAACAAAUUACUAUCGUGGAGAAAACAACAAUAUAUAUAUAUAUUUCUCCACGAUAAACAACUAUAUAUAUAUGUAUAUAUAUAUAUGAAAACUUACUAUAUCAGUAGGUUUAGGUAGUGCACUGGUGCCCGCAGAGGAGGAGAGCGGGUGCCGGUACGUAUGUAGAGCGGUUGCCAGCAUUAGUAUACAGUCCAGUUACCGACUGUGAUACUACAGGAACAGCCGCAUCACCGUAGCAACCGCCAGCCCUGUAGUAUCACAGUCGGCAUUCACGCUGUAUACGACACAGCAGGGGGGCAUUCAAAGGGAUAUUUACACAUGUUUUAUCUAGUGACUCGAGUAUAAACCGAGGAGGGGAUUUUCUGCCCAAUAACUCGGCUUAUACUCGAGUAUAUACGGUAUAUAUUUUUAAUCUGCUAUAUUUAAAACAAUGUGAAAAGUUUGGUAAUAGUUGGAAGGGUUUUUAAAGAUCAUUGAGUCCUAUUUUUUUAUAUUGUGAAAACAAUAGUUGAAACUUUUACAGGUGUUUAUGGUUCUCAAAAUGUUUUACAGAUUCUCUCAUUGGAUCUUUAAAAUAUUUCACAAGUGAGGAAAGAGGCUUAGAGAAGAAGGUUAAGCCUACCAAAGUUCUGAAGCUUUAAAUUAGAUUUAAAUAAGCCAGCAAGAUUAACUGGAUUAAAAGCUAAUGGUUUUCUAAAUUCAGGGUUUAGAAAAUAAACCAUCAAUAUUUGGUUAUUGGCUGAUAACCUCCAGGUUGCAGAAGAGAAGUGGCAGAAAGGAAGGAGCGAGCCUGCCUUUAAAACAACUAUUCACAAAAAGGAAAACGUGGAAGUUGUGCAGUAGUUAAAAUGAAAUUUUUCUUCUGUUUGAAGACCUCUACUUCCCGAUUAGGACAGAAAUAUAAGUAGGGAACUCAGAUUCUGGAAAAGUGCCAGCUUCUCUCUUUAUUAAUUUAAGAAUGGACACAUGGUUUAUAAAGGCCCCAAGAAAUUUUGCAUGUCCCAAUGUGGCAUAAAAUAACAUCAAUUCAUUAAGACUAAGUACUAGGAACAAACUUUGGCUUGUAGAUCAGAGAUAAGGUCUGGAACUUGGUAGGGCUACAAACUCAGGGGAUUUAUAACCUAAAAAACUAUCAAAAUUUAAUUCUAAAUUUGAGUAAAACAAAUUAGAGGUAGGACAAGUGGAGAUGAAAUCCCAGAUGCAUAUAGAGUUAGGUUUGGUGAUCUAUUCUUUUAUAAUUAUUUCUUAAAAUCCUUCAUAAAAAAGUGAUUGUAAUUGCCCGUCACAUUAUUAUAUGUACUUGGGUAAACAAUGUUUAAAAAAAAUUGGAGUGGAUAUCACAACCAAAAUGAACAGGGCACCAUCUAGUGGCAAUCUUCAUGGAAUCUGAGGGAAUGUUUCCAAGUAGAUAGAAAAAUGAGAAGCACAUGCUAUUCUGACACAGGCUGGUCUGUGCCCUACUUGAGAAAAAGGUAUUUUGACUAUAUAUACUUCAGGGCAUUUUAUAGACCUGAGAUGAAAGCUAGCCAAAAAUUGGAAACUUUCUCAAAGGGUAGGAAAUGUCAGUUGUUUUUGUCCCCAUAGAAAAUGAUGAAAAAUGUAAAUUACAAUAAAUUUGAAUUCCUUUCUGUUGGGAAAGAUCUUCUGGGUCUUUUAUCUAGUGCAGGACAUAGAAAGGACUUUGGUUUAAAUCUUGACUUUUGUUUUAUCUACCUUAAGACUUUGUGCAAGUUAUUCUGAUAAUUUAAGUGAAAUGGAUAUUUAUGCAAAUAUAAAUUGUCCAGAUUAACACAAGAUAUAUACUAUUUAAAUGACUCUCUUUUGAAAAAAAAAUUUAAAAAGUCAUCAAUAAACUAAGAAAAAGUCCCUAGUACCAGAUGGGUCCAUGAAUGAAUUCUCCCAAACAUUUAAAGAAAUUAAUUUCAGUACUAUAUAAAUUAUUUGGAAAUACAGGCAAAGAAGUUAUAUCAUAGUUCUUUUUCAUCUUUUUUUCCCACCUGAGGUAAUCGGGGGUUAAAUGACUUAUCCAGGGUCACUCAGCUAGGAACUGUUAAAGUGUCUGAGACCAGAUUUGAACUCAGAUCCUCCUGACUUCAGGGCUGGUGCUCUAUCCACGGUGCCACCAGUUGCCCCCAUAUUUCUUUUUAUGAUACAUAUACUUAAGCCAUGAAGAACAAAAAUGGAGAAGGAAAACUAUAGACCAAUUACCCUAGUAAAUGAUGUUUCAAAUUUUUAAAAUAAAAUAUCACCAAGGAGAUUACAGCAAUAUAUCACAAAGAUCAUAUACUACAACUAGGUGGGAUUAAUACAAGGAAUGCAGGGCUGGUUCAAUAUUAGGAAAAUUAUCUGCACACUUGACCAUUUCAGUAACAAAACCAGCAAAAAUGAUUAUAUCAGUACAGAAAAGGCUUUUGUCAAAAUACAGCACUUAGUUCUAUUAAAACAUUAGAAAGUUUGGGAAUCAAUCAAACCUUUCUAAAAAUAGUAAUAUCUAUCUAAAACCAAGACCAAACAUCUAUCCUGGGACUAAGAGUCUUUCCCAGUAAGAUCAGGGGUGAGCAAAGGAUGUCCAUUAUCACCACUUUUAUUCAAUAGUAUACUAGAAAUACUAGCUGUAGCAAUGAGAGAAGGGGAAAAACGAAGGAAUUAGAAUAAGCAAUGAGAAAACAACUUUCUUUGCAGAUGAUAUGAUAUACUUAGAGAAUCCUUAGGGAUUCAACUAAAAAACAAAUUGAAACAGUGAACAACUUCAACAGUUAUAAGAUAAAAUAAAUCCACAUUAAUCAUUAGCAUUUCUAUACCAAUAAAACUUAGCAGGAAGAGAUAAUUUCCAUUUAAAGUAACUUGUAGACAAUUUAAAAUACUUGGGAGUCUACCUGCUAAGAUAAAUGCAGGAACUAUAAACACAGUUUUUUACACUUUAUACAUUUUGCUUUUCAUACUAUAUAAAGAUAUAACUUGGAAAAAUAUUACUUGUUCAUGGAUAGGCCAAAAUGGAUAUGUGAUUUACGUAUCAAUGUUUGAUAUUACAAGCAAAUUAAUGGAGCAUGAAAUAUGUUACCUGUCUGAUCUAUGGAUAGGGGAAGAAGUCUGAUUACAUGAAAUUUUAAGUUUUGCAUAAACAAAACCAAUGUAGCCAAGAUUGGGAAGCAGGAAACUGGGAAAAAUUUUUUUGUAGUAAGUUUUUCUGAUAAAGAUAUUAUUUCUCAACUACAUAGGGAAUUGGGCUAAAUUUACAAAAAUACGAAUUAUUUUUCAAUGAAUGGUCAAAGACAUUUUUCUGAAGAAAUCAAAGUUGUCUGUAGUCAUAUGAAAAUUGCUCUAAAUCGUUAAUAUUUAGAGAAAUGCAAAUUCAAAAAACUGGGUUACUACCUCACACCUCUCAGAUUGAUUAGCAUGACAAAAAAGGAAAAUGACAUGUUGGGAAGAGUAUGGAAGAUUUGGAGCACUAAUUCAUUACUGUUGGUAGAAUUAUGAAGUGAUUUAACCAUUUUGGAGAACAGUUUGGAAUUGUGCCCAUGGGGCUGUAAAACUGCAUAUCCUUUGACCUAGAAAUACUACUACUGGGUUUGUAUUCUAAAAAGAUCAAGAAAAAGGAAAAGAGCUAUAUACAAAAAUAUUGAUAGCAGGUUUUUUAGUGGUAGCAAAAAUGGAGAUUGAGGGGAUGCUCAUACUUUAGGAAAAGACUGAACAAAUUGUGAUAUAUGGUUGGGAUACUGUUGUGGCAUAAAUGACAAGCAGAAUGGUUUCAUGAAAAUCUGGGAAGACUUGUAUGAACUGAUACAAAGAGAAGUUACAGAACCAAGAAAACCAUUGUACCAGCAAUAGUGUUACUGUUCAAUAAUCGACUGUGAAUGACUUAGCUAUUUGGAGCAGUGUACAAGCCUGGAGAACUUUCUGCUAUCUCUGUGACUGCCUUGACAGUGUUCAUCUCUACAUUAUAAGUGGGAUCAGGUAAGAACUAAAGUAAAUACAUAAUGGAUUCCUUCAUGGGUCCCUGGAGGCUGGGAAUGAGAUUAUAUGAAUACUCUUAGAGAUAGCCAGGGAUAGCCUUUUUGGAGGGAAAAGGAUAUAGUCCACAAAGUUGAAAUGGACCUGCAUUGUCUAUUCCUGAAGAAAGAAGGUUUUCCUAUGCCACACAGAUUUAAUGUUCUUUUACAAAUAUGAAGCUGAAUAGGUUAAUAAUGGGCUUUUAUUUCUGACAAGGGCUAAAUCCAUCCAUCCAUAUUUAGCUGACCUAUUCCUGGUAACUUUGAGGACUUCUGCUGCUUUAUUGGCUUUGAGACCUUUGAACUAUCUAACUACUUUGAACUUCAGUUUCCUGAGGGUCUGGUGGGUGAAUUUUAAGGUCUUUUUUUAGUUCUAAAUAUUGUGAAAUUUUAAGAUGAUCUUUGGUCUCAACUUCGGAUUAGUCAAAUUCAUCUGUGAAAAGUGGGCAGCUUUGCUAGUUCAAAGAAUAAGAAUUCAGGGGAGAAAGAUGUCAUUUUUAGCUCAAAAUUCUCUUCCUUCUCUUUAGGUGAAUUUAUCAAUAUAAAGAUCAAAAGAUAUAGCAAAGCGAUGUUUGUUCUGUAGCCAUUUGACUCCCAGUAUUAUGUCCUAAUUAUUUGUGGGAGUUGGGGGUGGAAAAAGGGGAGAAAAUGUGUCAUUCAACCAAUAUUUAGCUGGUCGGGCCCUACCUUGAACCUAAUGUUCAGAAUAAAUAAGCUACUUGUAUACUAAGUUUACUAAUGCACCAAACAUGAGUUAGGAAACCUCCAUACACCUAUGACCAAAGAUCAGAAGCCAAGCCAACAAGUAUUCAUGAAACUGUACUAGAACAUCCUGUAGUAAGUGGUGAGCAUACAAAUACAGACAAAAAGAAAGAGUUUGUCCCCAAGACCUUAAAUUCUAAUAGGGAAGGCAAAGGGAGCUGAAAAGUGAAGAUUGGAUGGUUGGGAGGGAGAAGGUACCUGCUUAGGUACAUGGAGAAAUCUGGAGCGUCAGGGGUGGAGUGAGCACGAAGCUGGUCUGGAUGCAUCUUUAGAAAGGAGAGCCCUGAUCAGAGGAUGAAGUUGCAGGAUGGAGGUUUUUUCAGGGUGAAAAGAUCUCAGGAGAAGAGGCACUUUCUAGGGUAAAAAGGCUGCUGGGGAAUGGAGAAACUGUAAGAAUCAGAGCAGAGCCAGAAGAGGAGGGAAGGAGUGAGUCAUCAGAAGCCAGAUAAGAAUGCAAACAGAUGGCACAAUACUUGUGGUACCCAAUGACUAUAUCUCUGGAUUCAUCGAUUACUAAGACUGUUUCUGAUGAUAUUUUCCCACAACCUUUCCUUUUGGAGAAGAAGCCAAAUAUGACCAGCCUAUCUCUGAAAGGCUGCAGGGAGGGGGUCUGUCUCUUGAUGCUUCCUGAGUAGUGUCGUAAUGGGCUGCCCCAGAGUAAGAGAAGGAAUGGUGGAACUAAUGUUCUUUCCCUUUAUCCAAAUGGCCCUGGAGGUGUAGAUAAUUCAUGAAGCAUGGCAUGGUGCUAAGACUAAGAAUGGGAUGCCCCAAAAUGUAGCCCUCCAUUAUCCCCUACAUGUGGGAGGCCCUGUGAGGUCUUGGACGAACUAGAAACUCUGGCUCCUGAGGCAAGUUCAAUGUAGUUGUGUGUGUUGGGACAGGGGCGGGGGGGGGGAGAAGCAUAUGGUCACUCCUGUGCAUGACUGAUGGGUGAGACAAGACAUCAUGAAUGUUGGGGAACUGGGGAGCCACAAUAAUUAAAGGGAUCAAUGGGGGAGUGGAGAAGACUGAAUCAGGCAUGGAACUUACUGGGGAUGAUGGAAGCUGAACUGCAGAUACCUAGACAACUGAAACUUAACUCCUUUCCAAAGAUGUUCCGUCUCCUGGAAUCCUCUCUGAGGUUAACUGCUCCUCAGCAAUCGCUGGCUCACGGGCCCAGAAGCUGGUCCUCCUCUCGCCACCCUGCUGCCACCUUUAGACUUUUCGCCUGACUGUCUCUUGUGGGAAGGGCCAGCGGGGAUGGCAGCACCUGGUAAGGAGGAACAGCUGCUUUUGGUGGCAAGGUGAGCGAGGCAGAGAAAGGGUGAGUGAGCGAGCAGGCAGGUCAGGCUGUGGUGUUUUGCUGGUUAGGUAAGGAAGCCCUUCUCCCACAUAUUCUGGUGCCGGAGAUGAAGGCACCCUGGCUAGCUCUAAUUGUGAGCCUAUGGGUAGGGUACCCCAGCUGUACAAUUAGAGGAAAAGCUGCCGUAGGGGAUUCCCUGCAAGGAUGCUGGUUUUUCUUGACCUUAAUCUCCGCCUUUUCUAGGGCCUCAGAGGGAGGUGAACUCCAACAGUGCCCUUCUAGAAAGGAGAAUUUGAGCUAGAAGUAAGUGGUAUCAAAUGUGGGUGGGAAAUAGAGGCCGGGCUGAAGCUGAGGGAGCAGGAGUAAUCGGCUAGACCAACUUGUCUUGGAAAAAAUUAAGGGCAUGACUACCCCUUCCUAGACAGAGAACAGAGGGUGACUGCUAAAUGUCUCCUCUUAGUUACUUUUCUUAUAUUACCUUGGGUCCAUAAUGAGGUUACACAGACUGAUCAUUACAUUAUAUGUGUAAAAUAAACCUUAAUGUGAAAAGUGAGAUGAUGAUCGAUGGUUAUCUGAGAUACUUCAGUUUGUUGCAUGCCCACUCAUGGUGGGGAGGAUGGCACCAUUAUUUUUAAUGUAAUUCUUUUCUAUUUCAAAAGGUUUAAAAAUAAAGCCACAUGAAAUUGCAUGAAUAAGAGGUGUUGACAAUAUAUACAAACAUAUACAUCCUUGCGCCAUAUGUGGCACAUAUGGAGUUGCGGCUUGGUGGAGGGAAUGAAUAUUGGAUUUGGGACCAUGAAAUCUGGAUUCAUUCUUCAUUUAUUGUCAUUGGCUCAUUUCAGUUAUAACCAACUCUUUGUGACCCCAUGGACCAUAGCAUGCUCAGGUCCUUCUGUCCUCCACUAUCUUUCUAAGUCUGUUCAAGUUCACGUUCACUGUUUUCAUGACAUUAUCUCUGCCAUUCCCUCUUCCUUUUGUCUUCCAUCUUUCCCAACAUCAGGGUCUGUCUAGACUAGAUUCUAAUCCAUAUGGAAUACAGUGAGAGUAAUGGAAAGAUACUUCCCCUGAUUUCAGAGCAUUCGUAGGUAUCUUCUAACUUUUCCCUGUCAGAUCUUCUGCUUGGUCAGAAUAGAGUGUGAAUGCAAAUGAUUCAAGCAAACUCCCUCUCUUCCCUAAUGGUUUUUGAAGAGGAAAAUUGUUGUAAGUCUAUGGGCUGGGGGAAGAGCAUCCCCUUCAGAUGCUUUGCCUUCACACCCAACUUCAUGUGUCCAUGAAAACCUCUGGUGUUUUUGUUCCUGAUAACUUUCUUCUUCUCUGAAUUUAGGAGAAUGAAUGCCUUAAGGUAAAAGCACUGAGAGUGGGGGAUCCAUCAAGGGGAGCACCCAGGCAACUUGCAAGAUUAUAAGAUCUACUGAAGCCAUCUGAUAUCCUACAGAUUUUGUGAAUAUAUACAACAAUCCUGGGGAACAAUAGACUUGACCCGCAAGGAACCAGGCUAAAUCUGGUUGGAUCUCCUCAAAGAGAGAAAGGGACUCCCAAAGCAACCCCCACCCUCUUUAUGGAAUAGUGGAUUUAUUUUGUAUUUUGUCAUCACAUUUUGAGUUUGUUUUUCAUAGGGACUGAAUGAGUGUGUAGAGGGGAGAGUAUGACUCCCACUUCAAGAGAAUGUUCUACUUUGGCUCUCUCUUUACCUUCACAGUCUAUCCCUUUGUAAAAGCCAAUUAAUGUUACUUGCUUAAUUGGCCUUGGAAAGAUGUUAACUGGCCAGAAGUCAGAGCUUAUAUUUGUUUUCCUAUGAUAGUGAGAAGUUGUCCUGCAUGGCUCAUCAGUGAUGGUAACUUCUCAGUUAUCUCCAGAGCCCUUGGGAGAAAUAGUCCCAGCCUUCUGGGGCAUGGCAUGCAAGUCUGAAGGGAAGUUGAGAUAAUUAGCCCAGAACUUGUUAUACACAGGAAAAUCUUUUACCCUCCUCCCUUGCCCAAAUUCUAUGCUGAGUCCUAAUUUAAUGUUUUAAUCAAACGUUAUUCGUUAAUGGUCAGUUGAAUGAUUGGGUUGCUUUUUUAAAACUGAUUUUGAUCAGCAAAUUCUGGUGAAAAGUUUGGAUGGGAUGGAAAAAUUGAAUAUUUUGUAUGAAUAGAAGUUCUUUUUAAACAUUUUAUUUUUUAAAUUACAUGUGAAACAAAUUUUAAUAUUCUUUAAAAAAAUUUUAAGUUCCAAAUUCUACCCUUUUCUUCCUCUGCUCCUUCCCAGAAACAGUAAGCAAUCUGAUACAGAUUAUACAUGUGCAAUCAUGUAAAACAUAUUUCUAUGUUAAUCAUUUUGUGGAAGAAAACUCAAAGUAUAAAAAAAGGAAAGCAAGCAAGCACAAAAUAGCAUGCUUUGGUCUGUAUUCAUUUGCCAUCAAAUCUUUCUCUGGAGAUGAAUAGCAUUUUUUUUUUUAUCAUGAGUCCUUUGGGGAUUGCCUUGGAAUAUUGCGUUGUUGAGAAUAGCUAAUCAUUCACAGUUGGUCAUCAUACAAUAUUGCUGUUACUGUGUUUAGUGUUCUCCUUGUUCUACUUACUUUACUCUGCAUCAGUUUAUGUAAGUCUGGAGAGAAGUUCUUAUAAUCAUAUAUACAGAUGACUUGCAACUGAAACUCUGAGGCUUAACCUCUGUUUGUCUCAGCUUCCUCUUCUGAAAAAUGGAGAUGAUAAUAGUAUCUGCGAGCAGAACCAGGAGAUUAUUGUACAUGACCAACAUCAAUAUUAUGCGACAAUCAAUUCUGAUGAACGUGACUCUUUCCAACAAUGAGAUGACUGAGGCCAGUUCCAAUGAUCUUGUGAUGAAGAGAGCCAUCUACACCCAGAGAGAGGACUGUGGGAACUGAGUAUAGAUUACAACAUAACAUUCUCACUCUUCUUGUUGUUUGCUUGCAUUUGCUUUCUUAUUUAUUUACUUCUUUUUUGGAUCUGAUUUCUCUUGUGCAGCAAGAGAAUUGUAUAAAUAUGUUUAUACACAUUGGAUUUAACAUAUAUUUUUACUUGUUUAACAUAUAUUGAAUUGCUUGCCAUCUGGGGAGGAGGUGGGGGGAAGGAAGAGAAAUCUGAAACACAAGGCUAUGCAAGGAUCAAUGUUGUCAAAUUAUUCAUGCAUAUGUUUUGAAAAUAAAAAGCUUUAUUUUUUAAAAAAAGAUAA
Antechinus flavipes (yellow-footed antechinus) is the source of this 17119-nucleotide messenger RNA. RefSeq names its product zinc finger protein 892 (gene ZNF892). NCBI's taxonomy places the organism in Eukaryota, Metazoa, Chordata, Mammalia, Dasyuromorphia, Dasyuridae. Bases 4397 to 6037 code for a protein of 546 amino acids. Gene Ontology annotation, molecular function: RNA polymerase II cis-regulatory region sequence-specific DNA binding; DNA-binding transcription factor activity, RNA polymerase II-specific. The transcript has 6 exons. The record is from RefSeq and is a predicted model, not a curated record. Gene Ontology annotation, biological process: regulation of DNA-templated transcription.